This is a messenger RNA of Fusarium pseudograminearum CS3096, 759 nucleotides long. RefSeq lists its product as uncharacterized. The record is from RefSeq and is a predicted model, not a curated record. Gene Ontology annotation, molecular function: lipid binding. Lineage: Eukaryota; Fungi; Ascomycota; Sordariomycetes; Hypocreales; Nectriaceae. Gene Ontology annotation, biological process: ubiquinone biosynthetic process. The transcript is spliced from 2 exons. The coding region runs from base 1 to 759 and encodes 252 amino acids. Gene Ontology annotation, cellular component: mitochondrial inner membrane.
AUGGCAGCUUCCACUCGAAGUCUCCCCAAGACGUCGGUCUUGCGCGCCUCGAGGUUGACACAGGGUCUGAACUCUCGCCGACCCUUCCACGCAUACGAUCAUCCACCACCACCAGGACCGUUUGGCAAUGCAGAAAAGUCCAUUCUUGCUGCUGCCUAUAAACACGUCCCCGAGCUCGGAUUCUCUCAGAAGGCCCUUGGUCGCGGAGCAAGAGAUGCUGGUUACCUCGACAUCAGUGCCAGUGUCAUUCCCGACGGUGCCUUUGGCUUGAUCCGAUACCAUUUAACUACCCAGCGCGAAGCUCUGGCAGCUCGCAGCAAGGAAGCUCUCCCUGGUGCAGAUCAGCCCAGUGUUGCGGCGAGAGUGGAAGCUCUAACAUGGGAGCGACUUAUGGGUAACAAGGAGAUUCUGGGCCGCUGGCAAGAGGCGUUGGCCGUUAUGGCACAGCCCAGCUACGUCCCCGAGUCUCUAAAAGAGCUUGCCAAACUCUCCGAUGAAAUUUGGUUCCUUGCUGGCGACAAAGCCGUCGAUCCCUCAUGGUAUACCAAGCGCGCCACCCUAUCCAUGAUCUACAGCACAAGCGAGCUCUUCAUGACGAAUGAUCGAUCCCCCGAUUUUGUUGAGACAAGACGGUUCCUUCAGCGAAGACUAGGCGAAGUCAAGUCAGUCGGCGGCAUGGUUGGGUCGUUCGGUCAAUGGGCUGGAUACACGCUCAGCGCUGGUGUCAACAUAUUAAGGAGCAAGGGCGUCAGGAUCUAA